Pygocentrus nattereri (red-bellied piranha) is the source of this 1209-nucleotide messenger RNA. RefSeq names its product myosin, light chain 12, genome duplicate 1 (gene myl12.1). Bases 1 to 519 code for a protein of 172 amino acids. Gene Ontology annotation, molecular function: calcium ion binding. Gene Ontology annotation, cellular component: cytoplasm. The transcript is spliced from 3 exons. NCBI's taxonomy places the organism in Eukaryota, Metazoa, Chordata, Actinopteri, Characiformes, Serrasalmidae. The record is from RefSeq and is a predicted model, not a curated record.
AUGUCUAGCAAACGAGCAAAGGGAAAGACCACGAAGAAGCGCCCUCAGCGCGCAACUUCCAAUGUCUUUGCUAUGUUUGACCAGUCACAAAUCCAGGAGUUCAAAGAGGCCUUUAACAUGAUUGAUCAGAACCGUGAUGGCUUUGUAGACAAGGAAGAUCUGCAUGACAUGCUGGCAUCUCUGGGCAAGAACCCGACAGAAGAGUAUUUGGAGGCAAUGAUGAAUGAAGCUCCUGGGCCCAUUAACUUUACAAUGUUCCUCACCAUGUUUGGAGAGAAGCUGAAUGGCACUGACCCAGAGGAUGUCAUCCGCAACGCCUUUGCCUGCUUUGAUGAGGAAGGGACUGGUUUUAUCCAAGAAGACUACCUGCGUGAGCUUCUGACGACGAUGGGCGACCGUUUCACAGACGAAGAAGUUGAUGAGCUCUUCAGGGAGGCACCCAUUGACAAGAAGAACAACUUCAACUAUGUGGAGUUCACACGUAUCCUCAAACAUGGAGCCAAAGACAAGGACGAUUAAGCACAAACCUCCGUACAUCAUCAGCCCUUCCACUUUUAAUCCCCUUCUCAACUAGAGAAGCCUUGUCUAAUGUUUAUGGAGCCCUUCUGAAAAGCUGCCACUGACUCUGCAGUGUGUUGUGUAUGUUUGAGUUAAAGUUACACCCGGAAGGUGGAAAAUUAGUUAGAAGACCAAAUCACUAAACUUAUCAUGAUCAGUGUUUUUUUUUUUUUUUUUUUUUUUUUUUUUUUUUUUUUUAAGAAAGAAAUAUGCCACUGAUGGAAGUGUUUUGUGUGGGGACAAUGCACGGUUAGGUUCAUUGGUGUAUGUGUUAUUCAGUGUGGUUGGCUGAUCUGUGGUUCACUUCAGACUCAUUCACUUUCAAACCAUAUUUAUAUAUUGGGUUAGGCUUUGUCUGUGAAAUGUUGAAGGUUUGGUAUACGUGCUGUUAAUCAAUAUGUGUGGAUUACAUUCACUUAAGAUGUUUCUUCUCUCAACCGAGUGUACCUUUGAUUUGAAUCGGCUGACACAUGCAUUUACCAGUUGCAGGUCUUGAAGAGGGCCUAUAUCUCAGUGCUUUAAAACUCAAAAUGUGAAGCAGUGGUGAGAUGCAACAGGCACCUUUGCUGUUAUGGCCUGAUCUAGCAGGAUUUUUACAUUUUGUAAUAAGUAUGAAAUUUUUGAAUAAAUUACUCAAAUCCUUGUACCAUC